UAUUCAUUCAUAAGUCGUGUGUAAGGUUUGUUGUCAUUGUUCCUAUAAUGAAGAAGUAUUAUCAAAUCAUUUUAGUUUGGCUGACGGCUCUAAGUCUUAAUGUAGAAGCAGGUUCUAUAUUUGACGUGGGUCCCUACAAAGUCGACCAGAAACAGAUAGGAAUAGACUAUUGUCCAAUCAGCAGUAAAAGAUGCAUGUCUGGCAAACACCAUAGACGCCGUAUUGCUGGCACUUCUGACUGGCUUUGGAAUGGAACAUUAUCAGUCAUUGAUGUCUAUAUCAAGAAUACAACAACAACAGGCAUUUAUGAUGCAAAAGACUUCUUUCUACAACCUCAAAAGCAUUUCCAGCUAGCUGGAGUUCCAGUUCUACCCUAUGGAUCUUACAAAAUUGAAUUCCGCAUCAACAAUGAUAUCAGAAUCAACUGUUUUUGUGGUGUAUUGUUCAUUGAUUUGGUUCCUGAUAUAGAUGCCAUACGCAAUAGAACCAUACAACAUAACCAAUUUCUCAAUAAAUUCAACAUAUCCUUUUUGAACAUUUAG
This is a messenger RNA of Nilaparvata lugens (brown planthopper), 542 nucleotides long. RefSeq lists its product as uncharacterized. Lineage: Eukaryota; Metazoa; Arthropoda; Insecta; Hemiptera; Delphacidae. The transcript is spliced from 3 exons. The coding region runs from base 48 to 542 and encodes 164 amino acids. The record is from RefSeq and is a predicted model, not a curated record.